Messenger RNA from Impatiens glandulifera, 1371 nucleotides. RefSeq names its product F-box protein CPR1-like. The record is from RefSeq and is a predicted model, not a curated record. Gene Ontology annotation, molecular function: protein binding. The transcript has a single exon. NCBI's taxonomy places the organism in Eukaryota, Viridiplantae, Streptophyta, Magnoliopsida, Ericales, Balsaminaceae. Bases 1 to 1371 code for a protein of 456 amino acids.
AUGGAACUGCGAAGUACUAUCAAAUCAUUCUUCUUCUUCUUGCGUCGAAAGAAGGUGCAAAAAUUACCCGAUGAGAUUCUAGAAUUAAUUCUUUCUCGAUUACCUGUUAAGUGUCUGCUCAAUUUAAGGUGCGUUUCAAAAUCCUGGCUCACCCUAAUUAGUCGCCCAAAAUUCGUGAAAUUGCAUCUGAAACAGUCGGUUCAAACCAAGAUCAACCUUAGUCUAUACUUGAGUUGUAUUAAUCGUCCCUCGAGUUUCUAUCGUGUGGAUUUCGAUUCCCUAGAGAAGAACGACGGCUAUCUUCAACCGGUAGAGGUCAAUUACAAUCCUUUGAGUCAUCUGGAUAAUAGGACCAAUAUUUAUGGCUCAUGUGAUGGAUUGAUAUGUAUUUCAAAUUCCAUGGAUAUUGUCCUUUUAUGGAAUUCAUCGACGAGAAGAUUUUUAGACCGGCCUUCUUCCGCAAUGGUUGAGUUCGCAAGAAACUCUAACCUUUCCCAAUAUAUUUCUUCUGGAUUUGGGUUCGAUAACAAGAGUUAUAAUCCGCUAAGGCGUCAGGAUAAUGGGACCGGUUUGGAGCGCUUCAGUGAGGGAUUGGUCUGCAUGACAUAUACCCUAGACAUCGUCGUUUUAUGGAAUCCAUCAACCAGGAAAUCUAUAAAAUUGCCUCAAGUCUCGGUUGAAAUCCCAAAUCAAUCUUACCGUCAUAAAUAUUCUACUUAUGGAAUUGGAUACGAUGAAACCAACCACGAUUACAAAGUGGUGAGAGUCGUGGUUGUUCUUGGUGACGACAUCUAUUACGAGGUUCAUGUUUUUAGUCUGAGAUUAAAUUUGUGGCAUAAGCCAAAGAAAUAUUCCGAUCACCAUCCGGAUUUGGAGUCAUUGAAAACUGUAAUAGCUGGUGGAGCGAUGCACUGGAUGUCGGUAGGCAUGGAUAACAAACGAUCCAUUCUUGCCUUUGAUCUCGGGACGGAGACAUACAGGGUAAUUCAACACCCUGAGUACCGUGAUCUUGAUUUCUCCUCAAGUUUGGAUAACUUAGGAGGAUGCUUAUCGUUAACUUGUCACUAUCAUUCGGGGAUCGUGGAUGUAUGGGUUUUGAAGGAAUAUGGAGGGGAGAAUGAAUCUUGGUCGAGAUUGGCGCAAAAUAUUCCUAUUACUUAUAAUUAUGUGGUGAAAUCUGUUGCAUAUUCAAAAAAUGGUAAGAAACUACUUUUGAGGAAGCAUAAUAGUCUUGUUUGGUAUGACUUAGAAUUGAAGUCGCUAGAAAAUAUUCGGUUUCAUGCUGGUGAAAACAACUAUCCAUUCAAAUUUGAGGUUAUUGAUUCUUGCUUGGAAAGUCUAGUCGAUGUAAAUGUUGCAGAAGCUGGAUAA